Molecule: messenger RNA, 1002 nt
Organism: Notolabrus celidotus (New Zealand spotty)
Lineage: Eukaryota; Metazoa; Chordata; Actinopteri; Labriformes; Labridae
Gene: dynlrb1
Product: dynein, light chain, roadblock-type 1
Exons: 4
Coding region: 134-424 (96 amino acids)
Biological process (GO): microtubule-based movement
Cellular component (GO): cytoplasm; centrosome; cytoplasmic dynein complex
Molecular function (GO): dynein intermediate chain binding
Source: RefSeq, a predicted model, not a curated record
AACGCAUCACUGCGUCAGCUGACCCGGAAGUGGACGUCAGUUGUCUUCGCUUAGCAACAAACAGUCCUGUUAGCUGUUGUUCUGCUGUGUCUGAGACUUGUCUCUUCACAUAUUUCUUCAAAUUUGAUUGAAAAUGGCUGAAGUAGAGGAAACCCUGAAGAGAAUCCAGGGCCAGAAAGGAGUCCAGGGGAUCAUUGUGGUCAAUUCAGAAGGAAUCCCGGUCAAAACGACUCUGGACAACGCCAGCACGGUGCAGUACGCAGGGCUGAUCCACCAGCUGGUGAUGAAGGCCAGGAGCACGGUGAGAGACAUCGACCCCCAGAACGACCUCACCUUCCUGCGAGUGCGCUCAAAGAAGAACGAGAUCAUGAUCGCACCAGAUAAGGACUAUUUCUUGAUCGUCAUCCAGAACCCCACAGACUGAAGACGAACCUGCUGCUUCACUUUUUAUUUUCUUUGUCUGUCUCGCAUAUCAAAACAGCCAAUCUCUGGGAUCAGAUCUUGUUACAUCAAAAGAACUUGUUUUCCUGAAGCUUCUUACGCACCCGCUGUACCUGGAAACAACAACAGGACUUCAAAGUGGAUCAACUCCACGACAGGCAAUCACUCUGCAGCCAAAAGUCUUUCCCCUGUGUUUAAGCAUUCCAGCUCAGUCUCCUCUGUUAAUGCGUUCUGAUGUGAGGUCUCUGUAUAAUUUCAUGUGAAUUUUUUCUUCAAACCCAUUAAAACACAACAUGUAGGAAACUGGACGAGUGCUUAUGAAGUGCAGAGUGUACAAAAGAGAGAGGCCACAACUCAUUCAUAACGUUGAUUGUGUUUCCUGAAUCUAUCUCAGUUGUGAAAUACUUGGGUUUGUUAUUUAUGGAUUUUUUGGCAAAAGAUGUAGAAGUACAGUAUUUCUUUGGAGCAGAGAAACAACACUACAAACACUUCUCUGCUCUCGCCGAAUGAUGCAUCUUAUGGUUAUUUUUAACAAGUUCUGAAAUAAAAAAAGUACAAUGA